AUGACGACACGGGUUACGUUUGUUUGGUUCGCCUUUGUUUGGCUCAUCCUCUGUGUUGUCUUCCAGAGCUGCUCUGGCGAAGUAAACGCGGGAGAUAAAAACGAAAUUUCGCACAAAAAUGAAAAAAAUGAGGAGGUUCACCAACCCGGGGACAGAAAAAUACGCAAAUACAACUUUGGCUCUUUGAAAAAAAAACUUCACAUAGAAAGCAAAGAGCAGGGGGAUGAGGAACGGGGAGCUGAGUCAAAUGACCAAAAGGAGGAUAAUCAAAAUGAGGGAGAGGCAGCAGUUUCCACGGCGAAAACGAAUGCAGGGCAGGAAAAACUUUCUCCACAAGACGCAUAUGCAACGUGCAUCGGUAUGAUCGAAAAGGAGUUUAAAGGGGAGGCGGAUGCAAAAAUUAAGGAGCAGUUGGAAAAUGUGUGUACAAAAAAGCGGGAACAGGAUGAGGCGGAAAAAGCUGCACUCGAGGCAAACGACGUUAAGUCGAAGCUAAACGAAAAGGCGCCACUCAAGUUGCGCACGCAUGACGGCGGCAUGGACAACGACAGCACGGAGCACGACAGCAAGAGGUACAUAAUUUCCCAACUGGGACUCUCCACGAAACUGGACGUGCCACUUGACGUCUUGAAGGAAUCCCUGUCGGAGGUAAAGAACUGCGUAAGGGAUUACACACAAAAGUGCCCACUGAACUGGCAGGUCACCGACACGAAUGAAAUGCUGUGCGUAGCCCCAGAGUCGUACAUAGGUCCAUGUGCAAAACAAAUAAAAAACGACCUAGACGCAGAUGAAAAGGUCCUAAUGGAAAAGAAGUGUUCUAUAUUUUGGAAGUGCGAUUAUAAGUGUAUACAAGACUUUGAAGAUUCCGUGUGUCCCAUUGAUUGGGUUAUGCAGAAGGAAGAUCAGUAUGGUUAUUGUGUAUCCCCAGAAGGCUACACAGGAAAAUGCACACGAAAAAUAAAAUUCAGUACUAUGACCAGUAAGGAGAAAGUUAUUUACUCCAACUUGUGCGAUCUCAGAUGGCCAUGUAAAAAAAAUUGCACUCAUGAUUACUCCGUUUUGUGUCCAUCCGGAUGGAUCGAAGGCGCAGAUGGAUACUGCCUCGCAACUAGUAGCUAUACUGGAAAUUGUGAAAAAAAAAUUUACCUAAAGCACCUCGAUGAAGUGAUGAAACAGACUUACGAACAUAAAUGCCAAUUCAAUUACCCAUGUGUUCACUCAUGCGAAAAGAAUUACAAUGACGUGUGUCCAAAUUUGUGGAUCCCUGUGAACGAGAAGGAAUGCACCCCCUCUGAAAACUACAACGGUAGGUGCAAGCAUAAUUAUAUUUUCAAAGGCAAAAUUACGGAAGAGGAAAAAAAAAACUUCGAAAAAAUGUGCCAUGUGUCCUACCCCUGUGUUAAGGAUUGUAAAAGAGAUUACUCCUUUAACUGUCCCAUUGGAUGGAAAGAAACGCUGAGCUUUUGUCUGGCUCCCACGUCGUACCGAUACAGUUGUGAAAAAAUGAUGAAGAACAAUAUGACCGAGAGGGAAAAAAUACAAAUUAGCGCCAAGUGCCUCGUCUUCUGGCCCUGCUCCAACUACGAAGUUAUCCUCAAAAACCUCCUGCACAGCAACAUCUCCUCGGCGGAUUACAUGUCCGUGGUCAAUGGGCCCGUAAACGACGCCACCGGCGAGGUUGUGCAGCAAAGCGGUUGA
Plasmodium fragile is the source of this 1698-nucleotide messenger RNA. RefSeq lists its product as uncharacterized. The transcript has a single exon. The record is from RefSeq and is a predicted model, not a curated record. The coding region runs from base 1 to 1698 and encodes 565 amino acids. Lineage: Eukaryota; Apicomplexa; Aconoidasida; Haemosporida; Plasmodiidae.